CAGCAACAAAAUUGAAGAGAAAGAGGGCAAUGCAGGUCAGGCAUCCAUAGUUUGCCCAUUAACAAGAACAUGGAAGCUGACAACAAUAACAAUUAUUGGCUAUGGUUCCAUACCUUGCAGUAAUUUUAGUUCCAUGUUUUUCUUCCCAAUACUGCAUCCAAUUCACAAAUAGAAGACAUAGUUUGGCUACUUUGUCUUUUGAUCCGACAACUUCAUCUUCUUUGAGCUCUUCCUAUUCUAAUUCUCCUGUAACUGCUUGCUCAACCAACACAAAAUUUGUGCCAAAUAUAAGGAGUAAUGAUGGUUGUUUGACGGAUGUACAUAGAGACGACAAAGUUGGUAAAGAACCCACACCAAAAUAUGUGGAGAUUGAAGAAAAGCCGGUGGUUAGAAGGCAGCCUUUUUGGCAGAAACUUCUGUUUACAUCCAAGAAGAUCAGAAGUAUUAUCUUGCUUAAUGUCAUCACCACUGUUUAUGCAAGUGAUAUUCCAGUUAUAAAAACAGUUAAAACUAUAAUGGAUCCAGCACCUUUUUCUGCUGCGCGGUUUGUCAUGUCAGCCAUCCCAUUCUUGCCCUUUGUGCUUGGGGCUCGAGAUGAUGUUCAGAUCCGGAAGGCAAGAAUAGAGUUGGGACUCUGGGUCAGUGGAGGCUACUUUGUUGAGGCACUUGGACUACUUACAGCUGAUGCUAGGCGUGCAUCAUUUAUUUCUCUAUUUACGUUUGGAGAUCUUUUAAGCUUUUUGAGCGCAAUAUUUUUUGGAAUUCACAUGCUUUGAACCGAAAAUCUUUCAAGAAGCACAAAG
Durio zibethinus is the source of this 803-nucleotide messenger RNA. The record is from RefSeq and is a predicted model, not a curated record. Lineage: Eukaryota; Viridiplantae; Streptophyta; Magnoliopsida; Malvales; Malvaceae.